AUGAAGUCUUCUUCCUCAACGAAUUCUGGAGAAUGUACAUACGAUUCUUAUGUGAAGAAAUUUGGGAGUGCAGAAGGGAUGUUGCGAUGGAAACCUAAAUGUGGCUGUGGAGACAUGGCUACUCUACGAAGAGCUUCAACUGUCACGAACUAUGGGCGACAAUUUUGGGGUUGUCGUAAUUAUAAGGGUUCAACACAACCUGGAUGUGGCUACUUUCAAUGGUUCUAUGAUGAUGCUGAGGAUGAAAAAGAUCACUUUAUGAGGAAUCAAAAGAGUAGGUUGGAGAAGCUUGAACAUGAUAUUGAUGCUGUAAAAAUGGAGGUCGAGUGUUUAAAGAAGAAGAUUACAGAAUUGCAGAAUCAAUCGAAGAAGAGCAUGAAGAUAGAAAAAAUUUGGAGGAGUCUGUUUUGUUUACUUUUAGUUGUUGUUGUUGUUAGGAUGUUGUAA
This is a messenger RNA of Vicia villosa (hairy vetch), 447 nucleotides long. RefSeq lists its product as uncharacterized. The record is from RefSeq and is a predicted model, not a curated record. Gene Ontology annotation, molecular function: zinc ion binding. The transcript has 2 exons. NCBI's taxonomy places the organism in Eukaryota, Viridiplantae, Streptophyta, Magnoliopsida, Fabales, Fabaceae. Bases 1 to 447 code for a protein of 148 amino acids.